This is a messenger RNA of Schizosaccharomyces japonicus yFS275, 1797 nucleotides long. RefSeq names its product AGC/PDK1 protein kinase Ksg1. The record is from RefSeq and is a predicted model, not a curated record. Gene Ontology annotation, molecular function: transferase activity; phosphatidylinositol-3,4,5-trisphosphate binding; protein kinase activity. Bases 1 to 1797 code for a protein of 598 amino acids. The transcript has 3 exons. Gene Ontology annotation, biological process: positive regulation of conjugation with cellular fusion; fungal-type cell wall organization or biogenesis. Lineage: Eukaryota; Fungi; Ascomycota; Schizosaccharomycetes; Schizosaccharomycetales; Schizosaccharomycetaceae.
AUGUCUAAAACACAUGGAAGCGGCAUCUUCAGCAACGAUGUUUCACUAGACUAUGUACACAAAAAUGAUUUAAAGAAGGAGGAUACUGUUACGGCCACUGAGAGUCCCAAAAGUCCAGUACUUGCGAAUGACUCGUCGGCUCAUACCGUUGAAGUGAAUUCCCCUUCAACCCCUCAAGUAAUGAUAUCGCCUGCUGAGACAACAGUUAAAGGGCCCGAUUUUGUGCGAACACCUCCUUCUACACAUGCGAAUCCUGAAACUCCUACAGCUGCAGCCCCUGAUCGACCGCAACAGUCCUUGAAGAAAGGUGUUAAAGACUUUAAAUUUGGCGAGAUUUUGGGUGAAGGAUCGUAUUCUACCGUAGUAACUGCUACAGACAUUGUCACUCAUCGGGAAUACGCUAUUAAAAUUGUUGAUAAGCGACAUGUUAUUAAGGAGAACAAAGUUAAAUAUGUCAACAUCGAAAAAGAUGCACUACACAGGCUGUCUCAUCACCCAGGAAUCAUUCGGUUAUAUUUUACGUUCCAAGACGAGUACCGGCUCUAUUUUGUCUUAAGCUUGGCUAGCAAUGGCGAAUUGUCGGACUAUAUUAGAAAGUUUACAGAGCCUUGUGCGCAGUUUUAUGCCGCUCAGCUGCUUGAUGUCAUCGAUUAUAUCCACGAAAACAAUAUCAUUCACCGGGACUUGAAGCCUGAAAAUAUAUUGCUAGAUGAAAACAUGCGGAUUAAAGUAAUUGACUUUGGUUCUGCCAAACUUAAUGUCGUAGAUACUCCUAUCAAAGCCGACAGCGAAGACGGUGCGAGUAAGCCUGAUGCUCGAAAGUCUUUUGUGGGAACGGCUGAGUAUGUGUCUCCAGAAGUGCUGUUGGACAAGUAUGUGUGCCGUGCCUCUGAUAUCUGGGCUUUUGGCUGUAUACUAUAUCAAAUGUUUGUCGGACGUCCACCCUUCCGCGCUGCAAACGAGUAUCAGGUAUUCCAAAAUAUUUUACAUUUGCGUUAUGAGAUACCCGAUGAUGUUCCACCCUCUGCGGCGGAACUUAUUCGCGAAAUCCUUUUAUUGGAUCCCAAAGAACGACUUACAAUUAAUGAGAUACGAGAGCAUCCAUUUUUCGAGGGAGUCACCUUUGGAAAGCCAUUGUGGGAAGUGACUCCGCCGAGACUGAAACCAUCCCUCUAUAUCAACUUGCCCAACGAUAACCCUGCCCUCGAUCCCAGCACCAUGCUGAAGCCUUCGGACACUCCUGUUGAGCCCUCUUUUAAUCGUGAAAACGCUAGCCCGUUGUCUUUGACGCUUUCCUCUAACUUUGCGUCUAUGUCAUCUUUGCAACUUGCUGAAAAAAGCCAGAAUGCCGCCGAACUUGCGGAGUUCAAUAACGAAUGGAGCGUUAUCUUACAACCGGGCGAGGCUGUCUGUAGAGCGGGUAUAGUGAACGUUCUUCCUUUGGCCGGCAGCAGUGAGACGGAAGUUCAUCGAUUUUUCUCAAAAAUAUUUCGCAAGCGUCGACGUCGUCUGUUGCUUAUCACCACUCUGGGUCGUUGUCUAUUUGUGAGUAAAAACAGUGACGGUGAGAAGUCUAUCAAAGAGGAAAUUCCCAUUCAAAGUGUUGGUCUUCGUAUAAAACCUGUGCCAAACUCGCCAAAUAGAUGGACUGUUGAGACGCCUACGAAGACGUGGUCUCUUGCAGACCCGCAUUGUUUAGCAUCGGACUGGAUUGAGUGUCUCACGAAUGCGAGUAUGAUAUCUACAGCGCAUGCAAAUGGUUCUGUUUCGAGUUUCUCCCGGAGUGUGGCUCGUUAA